AUGGAGUCUGAAGAAUACUCCUCCUCUGAUGAGGAAGAGAAAACUAGAGAAGAGCAAGUUUCUCGGUACUUGGGAAUUCUCAUGAAGCUGAAUGCAAAACUCUAUGGAACAGAGGCAUUGAAAGAAGAACCCCCAGUACUUACCCAAGAGUACAGUGCCCUGGCUCAGAGGAAGCUGCCUCUGAAGAGGCCAGACCUUGGAAGCUUCAUGAUUCCCUGUACCAUAGGUACAAUCACCUUUGAGAAGGCCUUGUGUGACCUUGGGUCAAGCAUCAACCUCUUGCCUCUCUCUGUGAUGAGAAGAUUGGGAAUUCUAGAGGUGCAAGCUACCAACAUUUCAUUGGAAAUGGCAGACAGGUCACUGAAAAAGGCAUAUAGCAUGGUGAAGGAUGUCCUAGUGAAGGUUGAAAACCUUUACCUCCCAGCUAAUUUUGGUAUUCUUGACACUGGAGAGGACAGGGAUGAGUCCAUCAUCCUUGGAAGGCCAUUCCUUAACACUGAAAGAGCCAUGAUUGAUGUAAAAAGAGGAGAACUAGUCCUGCAACUGAAUGAGGAUUGUCUUGUGUUCAAGGUUCAUAAAUCUCACUCUACAUCAGUUGGAGAAGGCACAACUGACAAGCACUUGAUGCUUCCACCACUUCUCUCAUUACAGAGCCUAAUAGAGCCCCCAGACACCAACUCUAAGUUUGGUGUAGGGUAA
This is a messenger RNA of Arachis ipaensis, 699 nucleotides long. RefSeq lists its product as uncharacterized. The record is from RefSeq and is a predicted model, not a curated record. Lineage: Eukaryota; Viridiplantae; Streptophyta; Magnoliopsida; Fabales; Fabaceae.